CGGUCGCCUCAGUUAUCCAUCGAAGAAGCAGCUGAUUGAAAUGUGCCAAUCAGAUAACCCACAAGCCUUUUGUGCACCCUGUGAUAGUGGGUGGACCGAAAAGAACAACACUUGCUACAUCGUGAUGAGAGGCAAAGUCAACUGGACUGCGGCAGACUCGCACUGCAAACAAUUCCAGGCAAAUCUUGCUUCGAUUAAGGACGCCGACGAGAACAGCCUCGUAACAAGUCUCAUCGGUAGCGCCCCCGAAGGCAGGACGCCACUUGUCUGGAUUGGACUCAAAGACGUAAAAAAACGUAGAGGGCAGAAGUGGGCGUGGACUGAUGGGUCAAGUUUCUCUUUCGCCAACUGGGCUCGGGGUCUACCUUCUAACCUGAACCUUCCGAAACAAAGGAAGAAUUGUGUUGGAAUGUACUCAAAGAAUACCAAAGGCAAGGGUCUGUUAAAGAAGAAGAAGAAGAAGAAGAAAGGAGAGUGGACUAACGCGCAUUGCAGCAACACCUUCCCCUACAUCUGCAUGAAGCCGAAACUGAUGAAAACUUGAUUUAAAAAAACA
Branchiostoma belcheri (Belcher's lancelet) is the source of this 556-nucleotide messenger RNA. RefSeq names its product snaclec agkisacutacin subunit A-like. The record is from RefSeq and is a predicted model, not a curated record. NCBI's taxonomy places the organism in Eukaryota, Metazoa, Chordata, Leptocardii, Amphioxiformes, Branchiostomatidae. Bases 41 to 544 code for a protein of 167 amino acids. Gene Ontology annotation, molecular function: signaling receptor activity. The transcript is spliced from 4 exons.